AUGGGGGCCCCUUGGGGGGCCCCUGGGGGGCCCCCUCGGCCUUUGCUUCGAUUUGUGCAUAGAGAGAGCAGCAGCAGCAGCAGCAGCAGCAACGAGCAGCAGCAGCAGCAGCAGCAGCAGCAGACAGCAGCAGACAGCAGCAGCAGCAACAGCAGGAAUCCCGCUGCUUGCACUCUGAAACUUAUUAAUUUUGUGAUAGCAUUAACAGCAACUAUAGCAGCAGCAGCAACUGCAGCAGCAGCUACUGCAGCAGCAGCAGCAGCAGCAGCAGCAGCGGCUCGCUGCUGCCUCAGAACGAGCCAAAGCCUCCCUUUAGGACAGCAGCAGCAACUGCAGCAGCAGCAACUGCAACAGAAGCAACAGCAGCAGCAGCAACAGCAGCAACAGCAACAGCAGCAGCAGCAACUGCUGCAGCAGCAACUGCUGCAGCAUGAGUGGUCGAGCAUGAAGCAAGAGACUCAGCAGCAGCAGCAACAGCAGCAGGAGCAGCAACAGCAACAGCAAUAA
Messenger RNA from Eimeria mitis, 507 nucleotides. RefSeq lists its product as uncharacterized. Lineage: Eukaryota; Apicomplexa; Conoidasida; Eucoccidiorida; Eimeriidae. The transcript has 2 exons. The coding region runs from base 1 to 507 and encodes 168 amino acids. The record is from RefSeq and is a predicted model, not a curated record.